Molecule: messenger RNA, 4751 nt
Organism: Notolabrus celidotus (New Zealand spotty)
Lineage: Eukaryota; Metazoa; Chordata; Actinopteri; Labriformes; Labridae
Gene: scaf11
Product: SR-related CTD-associated factor 11
Exons: 14
Coding region: 229-4017 (1262 amino acids)
Biological process (GO): spliceosomal complex assembly
Molecular function (GO): RNA binding
Source: RefSeq, a predicted model, not a curated record
GGCGGGUCCAUCAGGGGGCGCCAGCUGCUCCAACUCUCAGGCGGACUGCGCAGAGACAUGUGGCUGAGAGUUUGUGAAAGCGUCGCUCCGUUUUGAGCCCAAAACAACUUCUGGACUGUGCGAUCCAUCAGCACUUCACAGCGGGGAUUAGGACGCUAACAACAGUUUGUGAGGUGCAAACGAGCCGUAGCAGCACUUAAAGUGUUGAUCAGGACAGGCCGGGCCGACAUGACUGGACCAGGAAGUGGUGGUCAGGGCCCGCCUGAAGGGACGGACCCUGAGGAGGCGGAGCGGUGUCCUAUCUGCCUCGGCGUCCUGGCAGGAGGAGAGCUAGCCAUGCCCGACAGCUGCUGCCACGUCUUCUGCCUGAGAUGCCUCCUUACAUGGGCAGAGUUGCAGAUGGCUCCGUCCUGCCCGGUGGACAGAAGACCUUUCACUAAUGUUUACAAAUGGGACGGGAAUCUGACCUGUGUGCAGAUUCCUAUAAGGAAGAGAGCGACUCAACCUGAGGGUGAAAGUUGCUGCUGCAGAAACCCCGAACAGAAAGUCUGUCUCAAAAGCAAGUCUGCAAGAAGAUUAAGACGUCAAAAGGUGGAGAGGACGGCAGACGCCAAAACAAAAGGACUUGUGAGGAAAUGUAACGAUGAAGAUCCCUCCUCCCUGAGUAGGAAAAAGGUGCGAGGAACAGAGUGCUGUGUUUGGUCGCCCUCAUGUGACAUCUCCCUGACCACAACAUUGACUCAGGACACUGCAGAGCCUGUAUGGAUGUCAGAGGACGUACCGUAUGACGCCAUGUUCAAACAGUGCAGAGCCCAGACGCAACAUUGUCCGUGGCUUUCUGCUGCGUCUCCUAUCCCAGCUAACGGCACCUCAAGGCAGAACUUUCAUCCUGCUGGUCGGAACCACGAUCCAUUUCCAUUUGGGCUCCACUCAUCUCCCUUUAGCUCCACUUCACUGUUCAGCCCUGGACAUUUUGUGUUUCAGGGUGUCGUCUGCGCCAUCACCUGCCCCAAAGGAGGAGAGAAGAGAGGCGGCCGAGCUUCAACCUCCAAAGCUCCCACCAAAGAGCCCGAGACUCAAGCGUCCAGGAGAUCCGGACGCAACAGUAAAUCCCAAGAAGAGGCUCCGGCGUCUGAUCCGUCACCGCCAAAGUCCGGGUCUUCAGAUUCUGACUCGUCUACUGGCCGGCCUGUCAAGCAGGGCAGAGCCGCUCAGGCGCCAGCCAAAAGGAAGGGCAAACAGGCAACAAAACGAAGGGCUGGUGGGAAACGGAAAGCAGCAACAAGGAAAAAAAAGUCUCCUGAAGUUGUCAGCCCUGCUGUGAGCGAGGAGGAAGACGAUGAGGUUGGCAGGGAUGAUGGUGUGGAGAAAGAGGAGGAAGAGGAGAAAACUGAGCAGGAGCAGGCUAAGGAGAGCGUAAUUGAAGAACAGGACAACUCUGGUGAUGAGCAGGAAGGUGCUGAAGCUUUGAGCAACGAUUUCACGCAGGACAGUGAUGACACUCAGGAUCAAUCUAAUGAACAUGAACAGAAACCAAACGAGGAAGACGCUGUCCCAUCUCCUUCCUCAGACUCAGCUCCUCACAGCCCGAGUUCAGGCUCUGAGGUCAACCACACGGAGGACGUGGAAGAGCCAGAAAGCCCUGCUUCUCCUGUAGAGAAGGAUUCUGAUGAAAGGACUUCACCGUCUCCUCCUGGCUCUGUUCCCCUGGAGAACCUGACACCGCCGCACUGUGAUGAACCGGGAGAUGAGGAGGAUGACAUGGAGGUUUGUUCAGAGACAGAAAAUCUGAACCAUGAUGAACCUCAUGAGGAUGUGAAAGCUGACAGUUCUCCACAACUGGCUUCACCUCCGGCUGAAGAAUCAGACGAUGACAUUGCUGUCCCAGAAUUAAACACUUCUGAGGACGCUGAUUCAAAAAGGCUCAGGCCAGAAGAGCCCCCCGUGGCUGACAGCUCAAUGGAAGGAACCAAGGAUGACAGUCCAUACAACGAUGAUACUAAAGAGGUCCCCAUGGACUGCAGUUCACCUGACAGCGAUCAAGAUAAUGAUCCAUCUUUGGAACCACCGAAGGAAGACACUGACCCAGCUCCUGAAGAACCCGCUGUUUCUAAGAGCCAAGAAACCAAGGACGAGAGCAGCCAGGAGCAAUCUGAGAGAGAAAGAAGCCAAGAGAGGAAGAACGGUAGGCAGAGACGAUCUCGCUUCCACUCCCCAACCUCUACCUGGUCACCAAAGAGGGAAUCUAAGAGAGAAUCAUCCAGGCGGUCCCGCUCACGGUCCAGAGAUCGAUCCAGAGAUCGAUCCAGAGAGCGAUCCAGAGAGCGAUCUAAAGAGCGGUCCAGAGAGCGGUCCAGAGAGCGGUCCAGAGAGCGGUCCAGAGAGCGGUCCAGAGAGCGAUCUAAAGAGCGGUCCAGAGAGCGGGAUGGCAGCCCGCCCUCAAGCCGCUCCUCCCAAGCUCGCAGUAGAGAACGGGAUAAGGACAGAGACUCAGAGAGAGACUACUCUAGGAGAGAGCGGAGUCGAGAGAGGAGGCGGAGGAGAUCCAGAAGUCGCUCUAGGUCAAGAUCACGAUCUCGUUCUAGGUCACGUUCAAGAACGAGGUCCUACAGACGAGGGCCCAGCCCUGAACGGCCGUCUUCAAGAGAGCAGUCUCCCCAGAAGAAGGAGCGAAAAGCUGGCUGGAGGUCCGGUCAAGGAAGUGGAUCAGGUGGUGAGGGGCGGAGGCCACAUGGAGGCGCUGGGCGCUUUGAGAAUGGGGUCCCUGCAGAAAGUUCUCCUGAUCGCCAGGCCUGGUCAGAGAACCCUGACUGGGUAACGGAGAAGAGCCGUAGUGAUGCCGAGAGCAGGAACCGGGACUCUGGCUUCAGUGGCGGCUCUCGCUGGGAAGAUAACCGCGGUAGUGGUGGGAAUAGAGGAGACAGUCGGGGGCGUGGGGGCCGUGGAGGAUUCGAACGUGGUCGGGGGGCAGGGAGGGGCGGCAGCGGCGGCAACCGUGGCUUCUACAAUCAACAGGAGGAAUCAUCCGACAGCCGCUGGCAACCCAGAAACAACUUCUCAGGUACAGGCAACAAUUCAGGGAACGAUGCCUACAGCCGCUUCAACGAAAACCGAGGCGGGGGUCGGAGGAAAGACUCGGACCAGGGAGACUCUAUGAUGGACCGAUCAGGCUGGUCAUCUGCGUCCAGCUGGGCUGUCCGGAGGAAACUACCUGCAGAUGUUCAGGAUUAUUAUUCCAAGAGGGAAAGAGGAGGACAAGGAGGCUGGAACCGACAGGAGGAGGAGCAGGGGGCAGCGGCAGGAGAUCCCGCUAAAAGUGACGCCCCUCCCCAGGUGGUCCCGGGGAACGCGCCUGUGCCCGUGAUGAAUGUGAUUCCCCCUCAGCUGAAUGUCCUUCAUCAACACUACCCGAUGCAAGGCCCACGAGGAGCCCUGCCUGUCAGCUUACAGCCUGCAGCCGCAUACGGCAUGCCUCCUCAGGUCCCCGUGCACCUCCACCCUAAUGUACCGCUGCUGCAGGUCCCUGCUGUGGGUGCUCAGGGCCUCCCUCCCCCUCCACCACCUCCUCCACCCAUGCAGCAAGGCAGCCAGACAGCAGCAUCUCAGCCUGAUGGACACAUGACACAGAUGGUGAAUACAAUGGUGGCGUAUGGGAAAUCCGCCCUUCUUCCCACCCCAACCAAAGCUGGUGUUGGAGGGAUGACCCAGGGCCAUUCAGCACCCAGCCAGGUGCUACCAUCCUCUACGACUCAGUCCAGCCAGCAUCACAGGGGUCAUGCUGACAGCUCCAAAAAAGAAAAGAAACAACAGAUCCAAGAGAGAGCUGUAAAUGAAGUGAAGACAGCCAUCAAACCCUUUUACCAAAGGAAGGAAAUCACAAAGGACGAGUACAAGGAGAUUGUCCGCAAAGCAGUAGAGAAGGUGUGUCACAGCAAGAGUGGAGAAGUUAACUCCAGUAAGGUUGCUAACCUGGUGAAGGCCUAUGUGGACAAAUACAAGCAUGCCCGCAAGAAAUGACCCCCCACCCUGCUGCUGGCGUGGUGAUGCCCUCACAGACCCAUUCAGCUGCUCAAGUGCAAUUUUCUCUAGCUGGAAUUCGGCCUCCUGACUUAAAGAGGACGGAGAGUCGACAUUUUUGUUUUUGAUAUCUACCUUGUACUGAAUGAAGAUUUUUUUCUAUAGAUUUUCAUAUUUUGUUAGAAAAAAUAUUACUCAAUCAGAAAUUGUAAUGCAAGAGCCCUUUAUUUUGCAUAGAUCAUGUGACUUGGGAACUACUGUAAUGAGGGCAGGGAAGCGUGGGGUGGGUGGGACUGCUGAUAAAGAUGCAACGCUCAGUGAACGAGGACAGCUCAUGUAGUUGAGCCUCUCCCAGGGUGCCGGCUGGUACAAUGAAUUUCUCCUUCAUGGCAUUCUGAUCACGUAGCUUAUUCAUUGAAUAUUGUCAAUUUCCUUUUUUAAAAUAGAUAAUAUUUCAGAUGAAAGCUUAGUUUAAACAAUCUGUGCAUUGCCUUUUUUUAACUGUCUGUGGCCCGACGAAGGGCUGCAAUUGAAUGAGUGUGAUUGUAAUCAGGGCCUUGAUUGGUUGAGGAGGUGCAGGACCAAUCAGCAGUGAGUGUGUUAUUUGAGGCACAGACCCCAGGGGGGCAGAUCACCGGAAAUCGACCCCACCCCCUGCCUGAAUGUGUAUUAAAUGUCCAUGGGUGAACAUGAACGUAUCCUGAGAGUAAUGAAAUAAAUUAGCUGCUUCCUGA